Molecule: messenger RNA, 2620 nt
Organism: Solea senegalensis (Senegalese sole)
Lineage: Eukaryota; Metazoa; Chordata; Actinopteri; Pleuronectiformes; Soleidae
Product: PRELI domain containing protein 3B-like
Exons: 6
Coding region: 70-651 (193 amino acids)
Biological process (GO): phospholipid transport
Cellular component (GO): mitochondrial intermembrane space
Molecular function (GO): phosphatidic acid transfer activity
Source: RefSeq, a predicted model, not a curated record
UCCCUCUUUCCCAAUAACAUCGGUCACACUGUCACCGGCUCCCGUGCCUUGACAAAAAACACUGUAAAAAUGAAGAUCUGGUCGUCAGAGCACAUUUUCAACCACCCAUGGGAGACGGUGACAAAGGCAGCAAUGCAGAAAUACCCCAACCCCAUGAACCCCUGUGUGUUUGGUGUGGACGUUCUAGACAGAAGUGUGGACACACAGGGACGAUUACACAGCACCAGACUGCUCAGCACAGAGUGGGGACUACCUGCCAUUGCCAAGUCUAUCAUUGGGGCAACAAGGACAUGCAUUUAUGUUCAGGAGCAUUCAGUAGUGGACCCUAAAGAGAAGACCUUUGAGUUAAAAUCUACAAAUAUCACAUUCACUAACCUGAUAUCUGUGGACGAGAAGUUGACCUAUAAGCCACAUCCACAGAAUCCGGAAAAAACAGUGCUGACACAUGAAUCUCUGAUCAGUGUGAAAGGUGUCAGUCUGAGCAGCUACCUUGAGGGUCUCAUGGCCAAGACCAUCUCUGUUAACGCUGGCAAGGGUCGGGAGGCCAUGGAGUGGGUCAUCAUGCGAUUAAACACAGAAAUCGAGGAGCUGGCAGCGACUGCUCGUGGUACGAUGCGUGCUCCCAUGGCAGCAGCUGUUGCAGGCAAAUGAUAACGGCCUACCCCGCUGCUGCUUCCUACAACUGCCAUGAACCGAUGGACCUCUCGAACAUUUUCUCCUUUAAGGGGACUUCUCAUCUGCCAGCACAGCCUAGUAACCACAGCCCCAUCCUGUAGUAUGUUUGUAUGUCACAAGUUGCUUUUCCUCCCUCCUCAGCAGUCUGCUCUGAUGAGUUUGAUUGUCUGUGUGGACUAUGAUAGGGAGUGUUGAGCCGAUCAUAUCUAAAAUGAAAAACAAGAAGGCAACACAAACUAAGGCAGGGUUGAAUUGGACUCCACUUGAAGCUCAUAUAACUUGUAGACUUGUGUGUUAAAGCUCUUAUUCUUUUCUAAAGUUCACACUGUGCCUCUACAUCAUUCAUUAACUUCCUCUUUUCUAACCCUUCUCUUCCAACUUCACUUGUUCGUAUUUCCCGUUUUUAUUGUUUCUAAAUCUUUGUAAACACAAGUAGCACUGGCAAUAGCUGAAAUUAAGUCACUUGCCGAGAUAUCCCCAAAGACAAAAACUCCUCAAUGCAAGCAGACUGUAAGUAGGGUUGGGUACCAAACUUUUGAUGGUACAGACACAAAAUGGAUUAUCAUUUCAAAAUAGGCUGUUAGUCCUGCAACCCAAAACGGUGUAAGAGGUGGAGUGAAACUGAGGCUUUCUUGUUAAUUCAAAGAGUAAAGUAUCAAAAACCUGUACAGUUGGAUACCAGUACUCAUUAAAUUUGCCAGAGACUUAAUCAGGUGUAGUGUAACAUUGAACUAGCAUUUUUUUUUUUAUCUCCUUUUUUAGAAAUGCCAAGACUUGAGUAUUUGUUUUACAGUCUGAAAAUCCAAGGCUGUGUUCCUAGAUGUGUUUGUUAUCAAUCAGAGCUAAGAGCAGGUGAAGUGGCCAAACAGCACUUACGUGGUACUGGAACACAAAUUGCAUGUUGUCCUGUUGAGGUUUGGUCCAACCAACAUUGUCCCGUGUUAUCAGCUGGAAGUCUGCCUGUUUUUCACCUUGUGUGUGUUUAUAAGGUCCACAGCUCAGCAGCAGGGGUUGGAGAAGUUACAGUUUUGUACAGUGAUCAAUGUCACCUUUGGUUUGUUAUUUAUUGAAGGCUUCAGAGCAGACAAACAAAGCAAGAAGAGUUUAGGUUAAAUUAACCCAUGUUUCCCAUGUAGUCUCUUAUUUCCAUUCAGUUUUUUCUCUUCCACUGAAAAUGUGCUGCAUCGUCAAUUCCAAAAAUUUUAAGAACACAGACUUGAAUGUUCAAAACUCUUUUUAGACAGUGCAGAGCUGCAGCUACAUGUUAUUCAUCCCCAGUGUUUUCAGCGUUGUGGACACUACUGGGUUCUUUUCAGGAUCAUUGGGUAUGCAACAUGAAAAAGCCCCUAUCAAUUGAGCUCUUCGAAACUGUUUGUUUAUAGUAUUAUUUAUGAUCAAACUGCCUAUACACUUUUAUAUAUUGUAUAUUUGUAUUGGUGAUCAUUGACAAAGGCUGGCAAAUUCAUUUAAUUUAGAAUCUGUAAGUGGUGGUGCAGUUUUUACCAUUUUUACAGAGUUAUUGACUUUUGUUCAAUUUGAUAAAUACCUCCGAGAUGUAGAGGCAGUAUUGCGUAACUUAGUGACAUCACAAAUUUUCCCAGGUGCCGCCACACAGUCUCGCUCCACUGUCUUUGAUCUCAGUUAAGUCUAUUUUUGUAUCUCAAUCCCAUCAUUGCGUUGUCCAGCUCAGUAUCCUUCUGUUCAAAGUCUGCUUUGUUCCUUAACAGUUGACCUUCCUAUCUUCAGUAUCAACACAUCAAGUCCUUUUCCUGACUGAACAAAAUGUGAUUUUUCUAUGGGGAACAUUUAAAGUACAGGUGGCUGUAAAUAGGCUUAUAUUUAUAUUUUGCUGUUGUGUUACAUUCCAAGAAUGUGAACAUGUAACAGAAUCUGAAAAGUGUGCACAGAAAUGUUUCAAAAUAAAGAGAAGUCAGUGUUUCAUGAA